Molecule: messenger RNA, 1718 nt
Organism: Eruca vesicaria subsp. sativa (arugula)
Lineage: Eukaryota; Viridiplantae; Streptophyta; Magnoliopsida; Brassicales; Brassicaceae
Source: the annotation of a GenBank genome assembly
AUGGGAGUACACUCAAGAACGUUUGCGUCCUUCUUUAUAUCAUUCUUGUUGUUUUUCUACGCCUCUUCUGAGAGCAAUGACGGAACAGUAAGAGUUGGCCUGAAAAAACUCAAGUUGGAUCCUAACAAUCGACUUGCCACACGCUUUGGUUCCAAGCAAGAAGAGUCCCUUAGAUCUUCUUUAAAUGAGUUCCGCUCAAAAGACAACAAUCUUGGAGGCUCUGGAGAUGCUGAUAUCGUUGCAUUGAAGAAUUACUUGGAUGCUCAGUACUAUGGUGAGAUUGCUAUAGGUACUCCACCGCAGAAGUUCACUGUGAUUUUUGACACGGGAAGCUCUAACCUUUGGGUACCAUCAGGGAAAUGUUAUUUCUCGCUGUCUUGUUUCUUUCAUGCCAAGUACAAGUCCUCGCGUUCAAGCACUUACAAGAAGCAUGGAACACGUGCAGCAAUCCAUUACGGCUCUGGAUCAAUCUCUGGUUUCUUUAGUUAUGAUGCUGUCACGGUUGGUGACUUAGUUGUCAAAAAUCAGGCAAGUUAUUAUCUAUUCGAGUUUAUUGAGGCAACUAGUGAGCCUGGUUUAACCUUCUUGGUGGCUAAAUUUGAUGGUCUCCUUGGUCUUGGAUUCCAAGAGAUCUCUGUUGGAAACGCCACUCCUGUUUGGUACAAUAUGCUCAAGCAAGGCCUUAUCAAGAAACCAGUGUUUUCAUUUUGGCUUAACCGUGACCCGAAAAGUGAAGAAGGCGGUGAACUUGUAUUUGGUGGUGUUGACCCAAAGCAUUUCAAAGGAGAACACACAUAUGUUCCUGUAACACAAAGGGGUUACUGGCAGUUCGAAAUGGGUGAGGUUCUCAUUGCCGGAAAAUCUACUGGAUACUGUGGAAGUGGUUGUUCUGCGAUUGCAGAUUCUGGAACAUCUUUACUUGCAGGGCCAACAGCUGUGAUUGCCAUGAUAAACAAAGCUAUUGGAGCAUCUGGAGUUGCUAGCCAGCGAUGCAAGACUGUUGUUGAUCUUUAUGGACAGACCAUUUUGGAUUUACUUUUGGCUAACGCUCAACCAAAGAAGAUCUGCUCACAAAUAGGUCUUUGCACAUUCGAUGGCACCCAUGGAGUCAGCAUGGGAAUUGAGUCGGUGGUGGACGUGGAUAACAAAAAAUCAUCUAGUGGUAUUCGGGAUGCUGGUUGUGCUCCAUGUGAAAUGGCUGUUGUGUGGAUACAGAGCCAAUUAAUGCAGAACAUGACUCAAGCGCGUAUAGUGAACUACAUUAACGACAUGUGCGAACGCAUGCCCAGUCCUAACGGAGAGUCUGCAGUUGACUGCUCACAACUCUCUAAAAUGCCAACUGUUUCGUUCACCAUUGGAGGCAAAGUCUUUGAUCUUGCUCCAGAAGAGUACGUACUUAAGAUUGGGGAAGGACCAGUGGCACAAUGCAUCAGUGGCUUUACCGCGCUUGACUUGCCUCCACCUCGUGGACCUCUCUGGAUACUGGGAGAUGUGUUUAUGGGACGAUACCACACUGUCUUUGACUUCGGCAACGAGCAGGUUGGCUUCGCAGAAGCUGCGUAAACAAAGAACAACCUCGGUUCAGUUUCUUUUGUUAUGUGUGUUGUAUGAAAGCUGUUUGUUGUGUGUUGUGAAACCUCUUUGUUGCACUUGUUGACUUCAGUUAACCUCUCUCGCUUCUCAUCUCACUUGUGUUAUACUCUCUGCUUCUGUAAGUC